This is a messenger RNA of Myodes glareolus (Bank vole), 6804 nucleotides long. It is a transcript of the gene Cd70, whose product is annotated as CD70 molecule. Gene Ontology annotation, cellular component: extracellular exosome; plasma membrane. Gene Ontology annotation, molecular function: tumor necrosis factor receptor binding. Gene Ontology annotation, biological process: tumor necrosis factor-mediated signaling pathway; immune response. The record is from RefSeq and is a predicted model, not a curated record. Lineage: Eukaryota; Metazoa; Chordata; Mammalia; Rodentia; Cricetidae.
GAAACUAGAGCUAAUAGGCCAAGCAGUAAUUUAAGUAAUAUAGUUUCUGUGUGAUUAUUUCGUGGUCUGGGCAGCAGGGAACAAACAAGUGGCCUUCUGCAACUAACUGGCACUGGUCUCUGCCUACAAGAACCCUCAAGUGUUAUCAGUAAAGAUCUCCCAUGGAGGUGUCACUGAUUGGAGCCCUAUGGUUCUUCUCAAGGAAAAUACUCUCACUCAGCAUUAAGAUGCACAGAUGUAGUUCAAAUGACACUGUGGGAAUUAGCUCUACUGUUAAUGAACCUAUUCAAUGGCAUGGAAUUGGAAUGUCAGGUCUUCUCCUGCAAUUUGGCAAUUCAGUCCAGACUAAUUUGUGAAAAUUAGCAAGUGCCUAACAUCUUCUUGAAGCAUGGGGAGGAAAAUUAAACAUUAGGGAUGAUAAGUCUCCUUUAUUUUUUAGACUAAAUCAAAGUCAUCCCUUGGUUGCUAUGCUCCGUUACCUUAUUUGGUACUGAAUGAACCUGUACAGUGGUACCCUAAUAAUUACAACAUCAGUGGUGAAUGCUGUACUCUUCAUACCUGUAUUAAUUCUUGGAUGUCUUCAGAUGUAACCUCUGAAUGUCUGUACAUCCUUAGAGUAAGGCCAGCCAUCUGAAUACCAGUGAAGCUGCCGAGACCAUGGCAACACUCACCUGUGGUGAUUAGUGCAGAAAGUCGCUGAAAGAAUAUUAAGGCAAAUUCGUCAAACGCUUGGACUAGUUGUUGCCUUUUGGGGCAUCAUUGCAUUGGCUGCUACUGCUGCAACAGCUGGACUGGUGUGUCAUAAGGAAACUCAAAUGCUGAGAUCAUUAGAGACUGGCAUACGCAUCCUAUAGAACCGUGGGCUCAACAAAAUAGUGAGGUAGUUAAUGAAGCAGCUGAUUUGAGACAAACCUGUUAUCCUAAUGGGAGGUCAGUUAGAAAUAUUGGAGGAAUAGACACAAUUAAAAUGUGAUUGGAAUGCUGCAUCCAAUCGUUCAGCAAUAGCAAGCAUGGCUGGGAAGAAUUUAAGAUGCAUUUGAUGGGUCACCCUAAUUCCCCUAAAUGAUUUAUGAUUUAUAGCAAGAAACGAAGGAAACUUUUUCAAAAGGGUUACCUCAUGUGACAGAAAUGGGUGUAUGGAAAGCCUUGUAGAUGCGUCAGUCUCGUUCAGCCCUGCAUAUCACUUUAGCAGAUUUCUUGUUCUAGCGAUUACUACCCUUGUCCUAGCAGUAAAAUCUUUACUGGCAUUAAAAUAUAUUUUUGGCUUAUUUGCCUAAAAUCAUGAAACAAAAUAGGGGGGAAAGGCUGUUUUUAUUGUAAGACCACAUAAUCUUCAACAUAAUUAUAUCUUAAACAGAAGGGUGGAGCUGUAGGGAGAGAGUCCACAAAGCCUUUGGCUGGACUUCCAGAGUGACAGUACCUAGACUUUUGUUUAAAAAGUCAGUGAUUGUUGCCUUGUGUUUACAGUCAGUGUUUCUCAUCUGAGUCCUUCCUGAAGGAUUCCAGAGUCUUUGCGAAACUUAGUGAUGAGACAACCUGGCAAACCAGGAGGUCUCCAGCUGAGGACUGCUGAGGCAAAUGGCUCCUUCAGCCAGCUCCAGAUGAGAGGUCAUGGUGUGCAGAACCAGCUCCAGAUGAGAGGUCAGAGGUCAUGGUGUGCAGAAAUCGCUUGUUAGGGUGUAAACUGUGUAACAGGGAAGAAGCUUUCCAGAGAGCAACGCGCAGUUCGCCAGGAGUUGGUUUGCCUGAUACUUUUGCUGAACCUGAAAUUCAUCUUGAAAGAACCGUUUUUCUUCAAUGGAACCUGUCAACCAGAACACCAGCAGGAGGGGCUCAACACAUUUUCCUGGCCACACAGUUGCUCCUGUGUGUACAAGAAGGAAGGCUGGGCUAGUUUGUAAGCUGUGCCGCUCCUCGCCUCUGCCGCAGCCCCACCUGAGCCCCUACCCUGCCUUCCCUCAGUGAUGAGCAAUUGUAAGGUGGAUAAACUUACCCCUCUCCAAGUUGCUUUGGUCAUGGUGCUCAUCGCAAUAGAAACACUAGCAUGAAAUCGCCCACAUUGUAGAUGACUUCAAGCUCCCCAAAUGACUUAGCAGUUACAAGCACUUGCUAUGCUUGCAGAGGGUCCAAGUCUGGGUCUAAGAUCCCACAUCACGCGGCUCACAACCAUCUGUGACUCCAGCUCCAACACCGUUUUUGUUUGGCUUUGGUGGGCAUUGCACUCAUGUGUGCACGCACACACACCCACACCCACACACAAACUUUUUUUACAAAGUGUGUGAAGGUUAAGGCUCUGGAACAAGAUGCCAGGGAGGUUACACACCUUCUGAAGGCUGGAGGGGAGUCAGUCACUCUGUCCUCUUGGGUGGCGAUGGCACAAGUCCCAAGUCCCUAUGUCCCAGGUGUCUCUUUGCUCCAUGUGCAUGUGUGGGAGGUAGGGUACAUUUGCUCUUGCAGUUGCCUGUGGAGGCAGGAGGUUGACACCAACGGUUUUCCCCCACCCUCUCCUGGGUCUCCCACUGAGCCUGGAGCUCUCUCCAUUUCAGCUAGCCUGGGCAUGGAGCUGCCAAGGUCCUCCUGUCUCUACCUCCCAGCAGGCUGUGGUUACGGGCAGGCACUGCUGUACCCCACUUUCAGGGAUCAAACUUGGGGGUUCUCAUGCUUGCUCAACAAGGCCUUUACCCGCUGAGCAUCUCCCCGGUCCACACCAUAUUUUUAAAAGGUUUGCUUUUAUUUAUGUGGUGGGGGUUAUGCGCUUGUGAGUGCAGGCGCCCAAGAAAACCAGAUACCGAAACCUCCUGGAACUGGACCUCGAGAGUACCAGACCACUUGAGUACUAGGAACUGAGUUCUCUGGAAGGGUCUCGAUCUUAACCACCAAGACCUGCACCAUCCUCAUCUGACUACAUCUGAAAUUCAGGGGCCACUGGCCAACAAGUUCCUUCCAAAACAGGAUAUGAAGGUGGUGGCGGCCUCUAAGCUGGGCCGGCUCAAACCUGUUUCAGAGGCAACCUCUCCCCGUUGCCCUCUUCUCUAGUGGACAUCUCAACUUCAGGGGACUGUGAGCUGGUAGAUGUGUCCAACAUCUUAUAGAACAGUCAGGAUUCUGGGUAAAAUGGAUUUCCAUGAAGAACACACUGCUCUCUUGGAGUGUCCACCCCAGGGAGGCCCAGAGGAAGGGACACCAGGGACAGGAAGGAUAGAUUCCCCAGGCCUGCCAGGCUGGGGUAACUGCCGCCCAGCUCCGUCCCCUCUCUACAGAAUGGUUUCCUGCCUCUUUGCUGGCUCUAAGGAAACACUCAGCUGCUCCGUGUGUGCUGCACUGAGUGUUGGGAGGAAUCCUGUCUUCUGGACUAGCGGCAACUUACUGGAAAGCCACAGGAAGGAGAGGGUCUCUAGGCCCCACCCCAUCCAUGACGAACCUUGCGUGGGGGCGGGGCAUCUGUGCUAAUAACUAGCUGCAGUGUGCUUAUGAGUACCAACAACUCUGUCUCCUUUCAGAUAGGGUCAUGUUCUCAGCUUCCAGCGGGCAUGGGAAAGGGGCAGUAGCUAUUGAAUAUGCUAGCCAUCAGGACAAAGUCAGCUGUGGUGACUCACACCCGAGGUCAGAGGCCAGCCUGGGCUGCAUGUUCCACACCUGCCUGGGUUACUUGAGAUGCAGGCCACUCCGGGCAACAUGACAAGUUCUAGGCUAGCCUGGGCUAUAUAUAGUGCGUUCCAGUGUGGGAUGUUUAUAACGUACCCCCAUGGAGGUGCCUACAGUCGUGUCCAAAUAUUUGGGGGAGCACGCGGAAUCUCACUGGAUGCGGACGCUUGCUGAUUGUCUAGCAACCUAAUCCAGUGCUGAACCACUAAUAGAUGCUCAAUAAAUGGUUUGUUGAAUGAAUGAAUGAAUGAAUGAAUGAAUGAACACCAGGCAGAAGCAGCAAGGGUUGAGUACAGAAUGUUCUGUGCCUGAGGGACAGACUGGGGUGGGCCUGUCUACAAGAUGGCAGGGGUGCCACAAGCUCCAGGGGAUUUCCCUGCCCCCCUGUGAAGAGGCCCAGUUCUUCCCCUGCGUCGGAUAUCCCCCGGGGUUCUAAGGGCAGGCCAAGGCAGGCAGAAGCCACAAAAGCUCAGCCGAGGAGGCUGCAGCUUCCUGCUGUCUUCAGGCCGUUGCCAUCAAAGGAUGCAGCACCCUCCGGCAAGGAUGGCCGAGGAAGGUCGCCCUCGCCCCUGGGUGCUGCCUCGCCUGAAUUGGGCCACCGUCCUGCGCUUUAGCGCCCUGCUGCUACUGAUCAGUUUUAUGAUCGGCUGUUUUACCUACUGUAUCCAGUUCGGGAGACCACAGCAGACGCAGUUGGAGCCGCUUGAGGUGCAUGUAGCCGAGUUACAGUUGAAUCUCACAGUUCCUCGGAAAGACCUCAUACUGCGCUGGGCAGCUGGCCCAACCUUGGGAAGAUCCUUCACUCAUGGACCAGGGCUGGAGAAGGGGCAGCUGUAUAUUCACCGUGCCGGCAUCUACAGGCUGCAUAUCCAAGUGACACUGGCUAACUGCUCUUCCGCAUACGGCACCGUGCAGCACAGGGCCACCGUGACGGUGGGCAUCUGCUCCCCUGCGGCCCACAGCAUCAGCCUGCUGCGCCUGCCCUUUGGACAGAGCUGUACUGUGGCAUCCCAGCGUCUGACUCACCUGGCCGUCGGGGAUGUCCUCUGCACCAACCUUACCCUGCCUCUGCUGCCGUCCCGCAAUGCUGAGGAGACUUUCUUUGGCGUCCACUGGGUAUACCCCUGAUCACAACUCCUGGAUGGCUUGUGAGGCCUUUUAGUUUGUUAAUAGUAAUGCUUAUUCAUGCAAGUUUUACUUAUUUAUAAAUGUAUAGUACACAUAUCUGUUCGCUGAUGCUUCCUUCCGUCUCCCCCUCGCACCUCUACCCCAUCUCCCUCCCAGCUUCAUGUCCGUUUUUGAAUUUUAUAUUUUGUUGUUAUUGUGGUUCUUACUAACUUCUUGAGCACCAUGGAGGAGCCUUGUGCAGCCCCUAUGUGCCUCAGACUGGGAAGGUAGCAACGUCCCCCUGUGUUAGUUCACAGCUAGGCCCCGCCUCCAAAGAGUCCACAGUGUCCCAAGAUAGCCCCACCAGCUGGGGGCCUAGAGCCUUUUCCAUGACAGUGGUAGAGAAUAAAUAGGGAGGGACGUGAAGAUGAAGCAAGGCUAACACAGCAGCAGCAACUUCCGCUUCCUGUGCUUCCUGCCUGGCCUGGGGAAGCGGGGGACUGUAAAUGUCCAAGAGCUAGAGAUCUGGAAGACAUCCCUUCCCCGGCGCAUCUUUUCCCAAGACCAGAUGUGUGCUGCAGUCUAUGAUCAACACUUGCAGUUUGCUUGCAAGAUGCCCUGAUUAUUGUUUUGAGACAGGUUCUCUCCGGGAACCGGAAACUCACCCAUUUGGCUAGACUAGAUUAGCCGGUGAGCUUCCUGGGUUCCUCCUUUCUCUCCUGGGCUGGGGUUACAGACAGUCACCAUCACACACGAGUUUACAAGGCUGCUGGACCUCUGAACACAGGUCUGCUCAGCCCCUCUACUUCUUGGUCCUCCUAUUCAACGGGCCGGCCAGUUCCCAUGUUUGGAUUCUGGGAACAUGUUCAUUUAGACCAUGGCAAAUACUUACAGCCAGAAACGGCACAUGGGUUAUAGCUAAACCGCAUUCUCUGCCGUGUUCCAGUUAGUCUAAACCGUAAAAGGACGUGUUCCUACGUGAAAUAGAAAUGACCUCAGUGGAAACAAACUGUGAUGGGAAAAGGACUCUGGGUUUCAAGGUUUGAGCACUGGGGGUUAAUAAGGCCAGAGUUUCUAGUGGGGAAUCUCCAGAGUCCACCAAGAUGAUGUCAACAGGUACAGCCGUGAAACUUCCCCUUUGGUGACACCCAACUGUGGAGGAGCCUGAUUUACAAUACUAAAAAGAAAAAGCCAGCAGACACAUAAUGCCCCUCCACCAUAAAAAGGAAAGGCAUUCAGAAUUGCCCAGCUCCAAGCCAAACUCAGUAGACAGCAGGCUGCAGGCCUUCCCACAGAUGCCCCAGGGGUCCAGACUCACACAGAUAAGAAGCUGGUCAAGGUGCUGGGGCUGGGGGACACUUUGUGAGGGCAGACAGGGGGUGUCAGUGGCUCUCUGCCUACAGAAAUGUGACUACUGGAUAGUAUCCUUUGGUUAGUGGUAUAUUUUAUGUGACUUGGAUUUCGUCAAAAUAAAAAUAGAUAAAAUCAAAAAAGGAGUUUAAAUUUGCCAGUCCCCACGCCCACUAGACAGGGAUAUGAGGAGGGGCUGAGUCCAGGGCAGCAGCAGCCAUGCAAACAUCCAGGCCUGGGGCUUCGUGCCUGCAGCCACAGCUCUGGACGAGACGAGAUCCCGGCCUGGUGCCAGUCCAAUCGAAGCGGCCAUUUCUUUCUUCUUUUUUUUUUUUUCUCCUUCUUGUUGUUUUUUACUCUUUUUACUCCGUACUCUUUUGGGGAUCCCAACCCAGUUUUGGGAACCCAGUUCCCAAAUAGAUACACGGAGGCCUAUUCUUAGGAAAGCCCAGCUUCCACUUGUCUUGUUUCUUGCCAGUUUUGCUAAAUUCGCCUGCUUACCGCGUGCCUCUGUGCUUUUCCCUUUUCUUCUGUAUGUCUUACUUUCACUCUUACUCCGUGGCUGGCAGGGUGACUGACCCCUGACGUCCCCCUUUUCUCAUUUCUCCGCCCGCCACCCCGGUCUAUCCUUUCUCCUGCCUCGCUGUUGGCCGUUUAUGGCCUUACAAGACCAGCAGGUGUUUUAGACAGGCAAAGAAUCGC